Messenger RNA from Hydra vulgaris (swiftwater hydra), 1821 nucleotides. Its product is annotated as tetratricopeptide repeat protein 8. Gene Ontology annotation, biological process: non-motile cilium assembly. Gene Ontology annotation, cellular component: BBSome; ciliary basal body; non-motile cilium. NCBI's taxonomy places the organism in Eukaryota, Metazoa, Cnidaria, Hydrozoa, Anthoathecata, Hydridae. Gene Ontology annotation, molecular function: protein binding. The record is from RefSeq and is a predicted model, not a curated record.
UUAAUUUAGCUACUUAUCAAAAUAAUAUGGAUCCUAUGUAUAUUGCCAUGAGUUACUUUAGAAGAAAAAGAUUUGAUAACUGUUUGGAAAUAUUGUCAAAUAUACUUACUAAGAAUCCCUAUGAUCAGGCUGCAUGGUCCUUAAAAACUCGUGUUUUAACUGAACAAGUUUACGUAGAUGAAGUUGAAGUAGAUGAAGAGGGUAUAGCUGAGUUACUAAUGGAUGAUACAGCUAUUGCGCAAAUUGCCAGACCUGGAACAUCAUUAAAACAAACAAACAAUAACAAUGGAGGCCCUAGUCCUGCAGUUAGGCCUACAACUCAAUCAGGACGCCCAGUGAGUGGAUUUGUACGACCUGGAACACAAGGAGGCAGGCCAGGAACUAUGGAACAGGCCAUCAAAACACCUAGAACUGCAAAUACAGCAAGACCUGCAACAACUGCAUCUGGUAGAUUUGUAAGACUUGGAACAGCAUCAAUGUUAACCCAACCAGAUGGCCCUUUUAUUAAUGUUUCUAAAAUAAAUUUUGCAAAGUAUGUUGAACGGCCAAAUCUUGCUAAGGAGUUAUUUGAAUAUAUUUUUAUGCAUGAAAAUGAUGCUCGAAAUGCACUUCAGCUUGCAGCUCUUGCUAUUGUUGCUACUGAAUACAAAGAUUGGUGGUGGAAGGUGCAGCUUGCAAAAUGCUAUUAUCGGUUAGGUUUAUACAGAGAUGCUGAAAAACAGCUCAUAUCUUCACUUCGUGAUGAGCAAAUAGUUGAUACUUAUCUGUAUCUUUGCAAAGUUUAUGUGAAACUUGAUCAGCCAUUAACUGGUAUUGAAAUUUUAGUGAAGGGGCUUGAAAAAUUUCCACAAGAAACUACUCUAUUAGUAGGAAUAGCCAGAAUAUAUGAGGGAAUGAAUGAUGUCAUAAAUUCUACAAAGUUUUACAAAGAUGUACUUAUUAGCGACAAUACCAAUGUUGAAGCAAUUUCAUGCAUUGCAACAAAUUACUUCUAUUCUGAUCAACCUGAAAUUGCUUUAAAGUUUUUCAGACGCUUAUUACAGAUGGGAGUUUAUAAUUGUGAAAUCUUUAACAAUAUUGGUUUGUGUUGCUUCUAUGCUCAACAAUAUGAUAUGGCAUUAAAUUGUUUUGAAAGAGCACUUGCACUUUCUUCAGAUGAUAAUAUGGCCGAUGUAUGGUAUAAUAUCAGCCACAUAGCAAUUGGUAUCGGUGACAUGAGGUUAGCAUAUCAAUGUUUACGCCUAUCAUUAUCAGUCAACAGCGAUCAUGCUGAAGCAUUUAACAAUCUUGGUGUUUUGGAGCUCAGGAGGAAUAACUCUGAAGAGGCUCGAUCUCAUUUUCAGUCAUCUAUAUCUUUUGGUGAACAUAUGUACGAACCACACUAUAAUCUAUCAUUUCUUUCAGAACAGAUUGGCGAUACUCAAACUAGUUUUCAGGCUUUAAAACGAUCUUUAGAGAUCUUUCCUGAUCAUGCUGAAGGAAAAGAUUUACUUAAACUUUUAAGAAAACAGUUGGCAGCAGUUUAAUCAAUAUAUGUUUAAUCAAAUAAUAAAUGAAAGUACUGUUCUCUUGCAAAAAUUCGACAUAUUGUAAAACAAGUUAAUAGCAAGUUUUGCUAUCAUGUAAAAAAUUUAUAAAAACAUAGCAAUAUAUCAAAUAUAUUAAAACCUUAUAUAUACACAAAUACACACACGUACACAAACAAAUUAAAAUAUAAUAGUAUAUAUUUAAUAAUCUAUAUUAAUUUUAAAUAUAUUGAAAUAUACAUGUAUAUUGAGUACCGGAUGAUUUUAUGAUGACAUUUUAACUAUAUUUAUGAAU